GUUUGACUGGCAAGUUGUUUGUUACAUUGAAACAGCAGCCGCUUUUUCUGGGCUCUGAAGCUCUCCCUUCUCCUUCCAGCUUCAGCUGUUCUUUUCUCCCCUCCUCUUUUUUUUCUUUCUUUCUUUUUUUUUGUUGGCUUUGCUUCUUUCUUUUCUCUCCCUCCAUCAGCGCCACUUCUUCUUUAGUUAGCAAAAUCUUCCCUCUCUCCCCACCCCUGCAACCCACCGCCUUGUUAAUUCCAUGACAAAUAAUAAUAUCUUCUUCUUCUUCCAUCCCUUUUUCAAAGUCAUUAUUUUCCUCCUCCUCCUCCACUCUCUGCCUGCGUUGGAGACGUAAAAGGAAGAGGGUGGGAAAAUACCCCUUUCGGACAAAGAGGAAGACACCCCCCAUCCUCCUCCUCUUGCUCCUGCUCCUCCCCACCCCCCGAAACCUCCCGGGCAACAAACAAGAGGCUACCAAAACUGAUGAACUACAAAUGAAAAAGAGGAAAAGAUGGAAUUGCACAUUUUAGAGCACCGACUAAAAGUAGCUAGUGUCGCCAAGGAGAGAAUCCAGUUGUUUACCUACGGGCUGAUCAAGCUAGCUUUUCUCUCCUCCAAGACCAGGUGCAAGUUCUUCAGUUUAACAGAGACGCCAGAGGACUAUACCAUCAUAGUGGAUGAAGAAGGCUUUCUAGAGCUCCCUUCCUCAGAACACCUGAGUGUGGCAGAUGCGACGUGGUUGGCGCUCAACGUGGUUUCCGGAGGAGGCAGUUUCUCCAGCUCCCAGCCCAUCGGCGUGACCAAGAUUGCCAAAUCAGUGAUAGCUCCGUUGGCUGAUCAGAACAUCUCAGUAUUCAUGCUCUCCACUUAUCAGACAGACUUCAUCCUGAUACGUGAGCGAGACCUGCCCUUUGUGACGCACACGCUGGCUUCUGAAUUCACCAUCCUCAGGGUCGUGAACGGGGAGGCGGUGGCGGCCGACAGCCUCGGGAUAACAAACGGAUUUAUGAAACCAAAACUGGUUCAGAGGCCUGUCAUCCACCCACUUUCCAGCCCAAGUAACAUGUUCUGUGUCACCAGCCUGGACCCAGAUACCCUCCCCUCGGUUGCUACACUCCUUAUGGAUGUCAUGUUUUACUCCAAUGGAGUAAAAGAUUUUAUGGUGGGCAAUGAAGAUUCUGGACACAUUCGCUUUUUCUCAUUCUCCCUCAUUGAGGGUUACAUUUCUUUGGUGAUGGAUGUACAGACGCAGAAAAGGUUUCCUAAUAAUUUGUUGUUUACAAGUGCAUCGGGAGAACUCUGGAAGAUGGUCCGGAUUGGAGGGCAGCCUCUUGGAUUUGAUGAAUGUGGAAUUGUGGCACAGAUUUCUGAACCGUUGGCGGCAGCUGACAUCCCAGCCUAUUACAUCAGUACGUUUAAGUUUGAUCAUGCACUGGUACCAGAAGAAAAUAUCAAUGGUGUUAUCAAUGCACUUCAAGUGAGUCAAGCUGAAAAGCACUAGGAAUCCUUUGGAGCGGGACUAAGAGUGCAUUUUCUGUCAAAAAUUCUUCUCAGUAUUUUCUUGGAGCAAGGAGAGAGAGAGAAAAAGUGGUUUGUUUGUUUUUUACUCCAAAGAGAGCCUGGGAAAAGAAGCCGUUGCCACAUGUGAAGAAAAUAAGAAACAAAAGACUGCUUGAGGGGCAUAAAUAACUCCUGAUAGCUUUUUU
Podarcis raffonei (Aeolian wall lizard) is the source of this 1688-nucleotide messenger RNA. RefSeq names its product cytosolic arginine sensor for mTORC1 subunit 2 (gene CASTOR2). The transcript has 9 exons. The coding region runs from base 494 to 1483 and encodes 329 amino acids. The record is from RefSeq and is a predicted model, not a curated record. Gene Ontology annotation, cellular component: cytosol. Gene Ontology annotation, biological process: cellular response to L-arginine; negative regulation of TORC1 signaling. NCBI's taxonomy places the organism in Eukaryota, Metazoa, Chordata, Lepidosauria, Squamata, Lacertidae.